CUCCUGGCUCACUGCGCUACAGCCGACGUAAAGUGGCGCGCUAGACUGCGCAGUCGCAGCAGAGCAGGCGAGGCGCAAGUAGACGGUCCCCAGCAGCAGCAGCAGCAGCCGCAGCCAUGGCAGAUGGAAAGCCCAAGGAGGGAGUAAAGACGGAGAACAAUGAGCACAUCAACCUGAAGGUGGCAGGACAGGAUGGCUCAGUGGUGCAGUUUAAGAUCAAAAGGCACACUCCUCUCAGCAAACUGAUGAAAGCUUACUGUGAACGGCAGGGGCUGUCAAUGAGGCAAAUACGAUUUCGAUUUGACGGUCAGCCCAUCAAUGAAACAGACACACCUUCGCAGCUAGAAAUGGAGGAUGAAGAUACAAUUGACGUGUUCCAACAGCAAACUGGAGGCUCUCCUCUUUAAAGACUGUUUCCUAUAAACAUCCCUACCUCCCCCUUUUCAUCCCUGAACAUCUUUGUUAUACCCACUCUUCAAAUGCUCAUGACCAGUGUUGAUACCAUCCAGUGGAAUAUUUACACAAAAUACUCGAAGACAGCAGCACAUUUGGUGUUGAGUUUUCACACUGUCAUUCACAUGUUAACAUGUCUGAAUUGCACAGCGUAGACAACAUGUAGGCUGCAGUCAGUCUAAUAUGCCGAAGAAAUGGAAAACUGUUUUCUGUUUGUUUUUCAGAAUUUGGGGGAAAAAACCUUGGUCCUGCUUUUGCUUUUAUACUCACCAAGGCUUUGAUUCAGAUGGAGGUUUAUCAUUGAUGUAACCUUGUGUUUUAAAUUCACUGACAUCUGUUAUUAUGAAAAUGUAUUAUUGGAAUAAAUUGAGUCUUUUUUUUUUUUUUUUUACAAAUAUGAUUUUAGUUUUAUUGUGUGUGUGUGUUUUAAUAACAUCUGAAAAUUUCAAACAUUGUUUGCAGGUUUAGCAGCAAUCACUUUGCUACAACUGUGUAAGUCAGUAACGUGUUUCCAGGCUAUAAAACAACAAUGACGUGUCUUCAAAGUAAUUUAGAAAAUGAUAGUCUUCAGACAGCAGUUUGCUAUGUGUGAUUACUACUUGUAGAAGGCAAAGAUCUUGUAUAACAGUGUGCUGUUGUGAGUGCAUUAUCUUAAGUUUCAUCAUUCCAU
Molecule: messenger RNA, 1123 nt
Organism: Archocentrus centrarchus (flier cichlid)
Lineage: Eukaryota; Metazoa; Chordata; Actinopteri; Cichliformes; Cichlidae
Gene: sumo2a
Product: small ubiquitin like modifier 2a
Exons: 4
Coding region: 117-407 (96 amino acids)
Molecular function (GO): protein binding
Source: RefSeq, a predicted model, not a curated record